AUGACACAAGCACCUCCUCAAAUGGAGCCGCCUCAACAGCAGCCAUCACAGCCACAACAGGCUCAUCGAAUAGCUGCUGAGCCGGAGCCACGGGUACUAUGUGGGCUACCAAUUGGGGGUGCCGUAGGAAUACUCGGUUCGAUUCUGAUGAUUUGUCAAAUCUUCGGACUUUUCUAUCUAUCCCCAUUUUUGCUCUACUUUUUCGAAAUUUCCAUCGGCAGUGCCAUGAUGUUCAUUUUAUCAACAGGUGCCAAGCAUCGAAAGAUUGCUUACAUCACUGCAUACAUGUUAUACAUUUCUAUGUACACAUUCUGGGUGUUCUUCCUAAUAUUGGGAGCAAUUUUGGCGACGGUGUACCUCGUGGAUAACAAUAACAAUAUUUGUAAUCCAAAUCACGAAGAUACAGCAACUACUCACAAAGGAUGCAUCGACUCAAAAUUCACGACUGGAGAUGUCGAAAUGGUGGUGAUCUCAUGUUUCUUUCUGACUGUCAGUAUCAUUGUUGCACUUAUUCAAAUGAGAUACUUGAUGAUUUUGUACAACUUCCUGAGAAGAAACUUGCAUCGAUUACCAUCUCAUCAAGCCAACAACUACAACGUCCAAUAUAUCGUUCCAACACCAAUCAGUCCAAAUGGAAUGCCACCACCACCAAGAUACACAGCGUAUGCUGCACCAAUGCCACCACAACCAGCUCUUCCGACGAAGCAACCAUUACCAAGUGAUACGGAGAGCACUCCGACCACCAGAACUGGAUCAGUUAUUUCUACACCAAUUCUUACUAUUAGUACUUUGGAACAACAACCCGGAGCCGACAACUUGGCCUUUGGAGCAGAGGAUGACCCAACCCGUUCACGUGCUCCUUCCCGUCCGCCAGCAUACAGUGACGUCGUUGAACCGGGGCACAUAACCAUCAGAAGUGACGCCCUUGCCUAA
Messenger RNA from Caenorhabditis remanei, 933 nucleotides. RefSeq lists its product as uncharacterized. Lineage: Eukaryota; Metazoa; Nematoda; Chromadorea; Rhabditida; Rhabditidae. The record is from RefSeq and is a predicted model, not a curated record. The coding region runs from base 1 to 933 and encodes 310 amino acids. The transcript is spliced from 6 exons.